AUGACCGGUUCAUUAUUAGUUCAUCGUCAACUUAGUGUUGUAGCAGGUAAUUCAAGUAAAGAUAAAGUGAUUCGACCAAAACUUCGUCGAUGUUCUUCAGCUGAAGAUCAUAAUACAAUCCAAGUACUAACUGAUGAUCAUCGACGUAUAACUAAUUCAUUAAUUCAAAAUGAUCAAACAACAAGUGAUAAUGAUUCAGGUAUUGAAGAUUUUGAUCAACAAGUUAUAAAUCAUGUUCGAUUACAAUCAAAUAAUAUUGAUGAUGAAGAACCAUUAACACAAUUUGGUGCUUGUGAUGAUGAAGGUUUUGAAGCCAAUCCAAUUCAAAUUCUUAAUAAAAAAUAUCAACAACUUUUAGAUCUUUAUAAUGAUCUUGUUCUUGCUAAAAAAGUACCAGAUAGUGAAAAAAAGAAUAUUUGCUUGAAUACAUGUGAAGUAUUUCAUGGUGAAUUCGCUCGUGAUAUAAUCUGUCCACUGGCUUUGAAUUAUUCUGAUUAUAAAUAUUCUCUUUUUGCUGAAAGUGAAUUACAUGGUGAUCCAUGUGAAUGGCCUGGUUUUGCUUUUGUGAAACUUGAUAAUGCAAAGGCACAAUUCAAAUGUCCAAAUAUCUAUUGUGGUCGCUUAUGGACCUCAAUGCGUGCUCGAAUAUCAUUUAAAAUUAGUCAUCCACAACCGAACGGUUUCGUUGCACUUAAAAUUUACGGACAAGUUUGCCAACAAUGUGAAACAUUAGCUGAUGCAUUGUGGUAUACUGAGGAAGUUUGUCGUGUGAUUAAAAAUUUAGCUCAAUCAAUAUUUAGUUCAUUUUUUCCUGAAAUUAUUUUAUAUGAUGGUUUACAACGUACAGAAACGAUUAAAAAUAUUAAUAACAUUUCUGAACGUUCACGUCAUGAUCGUAAUCAACGAACAGGAAGAAUGCGUGCACCACAUGAUAAAUUUCAUUGUGAAGCGUGUCAACGUGGCAUAUGUUUUAGUUAA
Rotaria sp. Silwood1 is the source of this 978-nucleotide messenger RNA. The record is from the annotation of a GenBank genome assembly. Lineage: Eukaryota; Metazoa; Rotifera; Eurotatoria; Philodinida; Philodinidae.